Doryrhamphus excisus (bluestripe pipefish) is the source of this 3703-nucleotide messenger RNA. It is a transcript of the gene ajuba, whose product is annotated as ajuba LIM protein. Gene Ontology annotation, molecular function: transcription corepressor activity. Gene Ontology annotation, cellular component: P-body; nucleus; adherens junction. Gene Ontology annotation, biological process: cytoskeleton organization; regulation of DNA-templated transcription; response to hypoxia. The record is from RefSeq and is a predicted model, not a curated record. NCBI's taxonomy places the organism in Eukaryota, Metazoa, Chordata, Actinopteri, Syngnathiformes, Syngnathidae.
UUGAUUGUUAUAAAAAGGGGGAGGUAAUUAUUUAGGGGAAGAAAGAAAGAAACAAAGUUGUCGACCAUGCAAUGCGCACGGAGAGGAAUUUUAUUUAUAUGGAGGAACUCUUUUAAUACGGAUACGCCGCUUCGUGCACAACCACAGAGGGGUUUUUUUCUCUAAAAGAAUUGUCCCGAACUUCUCCGUUAAAAUCGCACCGGACGGGAUUUGAAAAGAGGUAAUGAUACACCGACGGACUCAAGAGAAGAAGGCUUGUUUCUGGAGGUCAAAUUCACUUUUGAUUUCUUUUCGCGAUUGGGCUUUUAUUGUGGGAUGAAUGGCAGAAGUCUGGGGGGAGCAUCUAAUCCGAGAAGAUCACAGGAGAUUUUAAUUUAAAGGGUGCUUUUAUUUAGAAAGAGUGAGACUAUGCAGAUGUGGAAGGUCCACAAAGGACCGCUUUAGUGUCCUCGAUGUAUGCUUCUUCUCUAGCCUGCCUGGACUCCUUCAAUGGUCCAAAUGGAUUCUACCUGGAUGGUCUACAUGAUGUCAAACAGCAGAUGACUCAGGAUUAAGUCAUGUAACAGCCAUGGAAUGGUCUUAUUUAUCUGGUUUUCUAUUUGUUUAGUGUGUGUACAUAUGAGCAUAUGUGUACAUAUGGGACUUUCAGGCCAGUUUUAGCAUCAGAGUAGAAAAAAAAGCAGUGGAUUUGAAUGUUUUUAUGCUCCUCUUGCUUAAUUUGUAGCUACAGCGCUUCACGUCAUGGAUCGACCGAUAAGUAAGUUGUUAGAGAAGCUGAAGCUCACAGACUCGGGCAGCGUCAAAUUCAAUGGGUCCAAGAAAAAGCAGGACACAGCCAGUAACUCCAACAACAACAGCAACGGCAACACUGGCAUCUCUGGGGGUGGCGGUGGUGGGGGAAGUCUGCCACCCAGCUCCACAGCAACCUCGCCCUCCAGACCAGGCCAGUUCUCCACCACAAGCGACGCUCCAGCAACCGGAAGACUGGGAAUGACCCCGCAGAGUGGACCCCCAGAUGGCGAGCAACUAAUUCACCCAUCCACCCUGGCCCCCCUGAGGCGUCGCUCCCCCCAGCAGAGGGCCUCCUGCUACCUGGGAGAAGGUGUGGACUCCCAAAUGAGGCGAGAAUCCGGCCUGGGUCCAGAGUGUGAUGUAUUUGGAUCCAAGUCGUCCUUGAAUCAGCGCCGUUACUCCUUGGAGCUCCAGCAGCUGGUCAGAAGACAGCAACUCCUCUCCCCGCCGCCAUACCCAGCCAACCCCGCCAGCUACGGGUCUGCUUCCAGGACCAAUGGAGGGAUGGCAGAGUCCGGCUACAUCUCAGAACCAGAAAGGCACAAGCGUCUUUCUCUCCAGGAGGCGUUGUUCUACAAGCGCCUGAGCACAGGUAGUGAACCGUGGGAAAGCACCAGACCCGCUUCUCUUUCUCACACGCCGCACCGUCCAUCUGAUGUCAGCGGCGGGGUCAAUGGCGGCGUCGGAGGAGGCUUCUUCUAUCCUCCAUGUCCAACUCUGAGCCCAUGCUCGUCUUUCAGUCUCCAGGAGUCUGUGCUGGUCAGCCCCAGGUCCAGCUUUGCCUCCAGCACCGCGAGCGGUGGUGGCGGCGGAGGCAGUCCCAUGGGGAGCCGUUGUAGCAGUAACCGGACCAGCGGCAUCAGUCUGGGCUACGACUCUCGCUACUCCACCUCUGGAGGCCUUCCACUGCAGCAGCAAUCCCCCUCCAUGCAGACAGGGGGCAUUGCAGCUGGAUAUGGUGCUCCAGGAAGGGCUGCCGUGACCCCCGUCGAGGCCUGGACACAAUACCUGGAUGGGGGGAUGCGUCAAGGUGAUAGCCGACACUCAUACCCUCCUGCUGUCGGAAGUCCAGCUGCUGCAUGCUACCAGGCCGGCCCAGAAUGGUGGGACGAGCAGAGGGCAGGAGCUAGAGGCAAAGAUGUGGGGGUGGUAGGAGACAAGACCCGCUACUCAGACCUGCCCGGUACACGCUACCAAGAAGAGCUGACCCGGCUUCUUCUAAGAGACGCAGCAUUAGAAGGAGAUGGUCUUCUGGAGGGCCUGAUGCUGAAGGAAAACGCUCUGGCCCUCACGGCUCUGUCCAAACCCAGCACGGCGCUGGGGCCAUCAUCAGCCGGGGGGCCGGUCAAGGCUCAGGAGGAAGUUGGGGCAGCAGAGAACCGGCAGGAAUUCUUUGGGACCUGCGUCAAGUGCGGGAAAGGCGUGUAUGGGGCCGACAAUGCCUGCCAGGCUUUGGACAACCUUUACCAUACUCGAUGCUUCACCUGCGUGUCCUGUGGACGCACCUUGAGGAACAAGGACUUCUACAACGUCAAUGGCUCGGUGUAUUGCAAGGAGGAUUAUAUGUUUUCAGGAUUCCAGGCGGCUGCUGAGAAGUGCAGCGUGUGUGGACACCUCAUUCUGGAACAGAUCUUGCAAGCUCUGGGGAACUCCUACCAUCCCGGAUGUUUCCGCUGCGUGGUGUGUGCCAAGGCGCUGGAUGGCGUGCCCUUCACCGUGGACCAGCACAGCCAUAUCUACUGCGUGGCUGACUAUAACAAGACCUUUGCUCCAAAGUGUGCGGCCUGUUUGCAACCCAUCUUACCAACUGAGGGCAGUGAAGAGAUCCUCAGGGUUGUGUCCAUGAAUAAGGACUACCACUUUGAGUGUUACCACUGUGAGGAGUGUGGCAAGCAGCUCUCCGAUAAGCCCGGCUCACAGUGCUUCCCGCUGGACUCCCAUCUCCUGUGCCACCCGUGUCACAUGAGCAGAGUGUGCAGCACACACUGAGGAACAUCCUUUCUCUUUUUAAAUUUCUCAGCAUGUAACUGCUGAUAUUAAGACAUUCCCACAGCUCUUUGACUUGAAUCUGCCCCCUUUCCCCGACAUAGUGCCACCUGCUGUUCUUCUGUACCAUGGGUUAUAAAGGGAACAGGAAAGACUACUGCUCAGUUGCUGUAGAAGAACAAGAAAUCCUGCUAAACUCUGUACAUAUUUUUUUUUAAAUAGCAAACAUUUUGCACUUAACUUACUGUAAGAGAUUUGUAAGGUAAAUUUGGAGGACAAUUUCUGUAUUCUGUAAUAAAUUGUGUUGACUAGUUGAUUAAAUUGACAGCUUUCUAUAAAAAUAGUGACCCCCCCUAAUAAUUAGUAUGAUGACCAAACACAUCAUUUUACAUUUAUUAAUUUCUUUUAUGGAACUUGCAAUACAUUCAGUACUUGCAGGAAGGACGAAAAAAAUCAACUAAGAAUAAAAUGUUAAUAAAAUGGAAUUCUAUUAGAAGACAAACCAUUUGAAUAUAGAUAUGAUUAACAGGUGAGUCCAUUCAUGGGGAUGAUCACAUCCAGCAUAGAAAUGACUUUCCAUCACACCUUGCUAAAUUACACUUGUGUUUAGACCGUGGUUUGUUUGCUUUCACAAUACAGCAGCCCGUAAAGCUGUGUUAAAAUGUAAAAAGGAAAAAUACGAUAAAAUAAAACAACCCUCGCUAAUCUGAAAGUGAGUGAAACACUAAAACUGAUCUGAGGACAGGAUAUCUAUUUUGGACUUUAUGGGAGGAAUAAACUGCAGAACCACAGAACUUUGAGGGGAAAGAAAAAAAGAAAAAAAAUGCAGCCUCCCAAACCUCAAGAGAACACUGCCCCCCCUCCAUCUUUCUUCAACAGAUGCCAGUUAAAAGCACAACAUAUGAAGGGGGAGUCUGCCCUCCAG